Echinops telfairi (small Madagascar hedgehog) is the source of this 2259-nucleotide messenger RNA. It is a transcript of the gene AURKB, whose product is annotated as aurora kinase B. The record is from RefSeq and is a predicted model, not a curated record. Gene Ontology annotation, biological process: mitotic spindle organization; regulation of cytokinesis; protein phosphorylation. NCBI's taxonomy places the organism in Eukaryota, Metazoa, Chordata, Mammalia, Afrosoricida, Tenrecidae. Gene Ontology annotation, cellular component: chromosome passenger complex; spindle pole centrosome; spindle microtubule. Gene Ontology annotation, molecular function: protein kinase activity; ATP binding. Bases 71 to 982 code for a protein of 303 amino acids. The transcript is spliced from 7 exons.
AUCUGGCCUGAGCACCCUGCCCCAGAGAGUCUUCCAGAAGGAUCCUGCUACCUCCUCUGGGCUUGUCCUCAUGAGCCGCUCCAAUGUCCUGCCGACAGCUGCCCCUGGUCAGAAGACAGCGGAGAAUAGCAAGGGGACGCCCAGCCUCUUAAUGCGGUCCUUCACAAUUGACGACUUUGAGAUCGGCCGGCCGCUGGGCAAGGGCAAGUUUGGGAACGUGUACUUGGCCCGGGAGAAGAAGAGCCAGUUCAUCGUGGCGCUGAAGGUCCUCUUCAAGUCGCAGAUAGAGAAAGAGGGUGUGGAGCACCAGCUGCGCAGGGAGAUCGAAAUCCAGGCCCAUCUGCAGCACCCCAACAUCCUGCGUCUCUACAACUACUUCUAUGACCGGCGGAGGGUCUACCUGAUUCUGGAGUAUGCCCCGCGCGGGGAGCUCUACAAGGAACUGCAGAAGAGCCGCACUUUUGACGAGCAGCGAACAGCCACGAUCAUGGAGGAGCUGGCAGAUGCCUUGUUAUACUGCCACGGGAAGAAGGUGAUCCACAGGGACAUCAAGCCCGAGAAUCUGCUCUUGGGGCUCCGGGGAGAGCUCAAGAUUGCUGACUUUGGCUGGUCGGUGCACGCCCCCUCCUUGAGGAGGAAGACGAUGUGUGGCACCCUGGACUACCUGCCCCCCGAGAUGAUUGAAGGGCGCACGCACAAUGAGAAGGUGGACCUUUGGUGUAUCGGAGUCCUUUGCUACGAGCUGCUGGUGGGAAACCCGCCCUUUGAGAGUGCUUCCCACAACGAGACGUACCGUCGGAUCGUCAAGGUGGACCUGAAGUUCCCCCCUUCUGUGCCCACCGGAGCCCAAGACCUCAUCUCCAAGCUGCUCAAACAUAAUCCUUCAGAACGGCUGCCCUUGGCCCAGGUCUCAGCCCACCCUUGGGUGCGAGCCAACUCUCGGAGGGUGCUGCCUCCGUCUGCUCGCCAGUCUGCCUCCUGAAUUGUCAGUCAUUUACUCAGUGUCUUGGUUUGUGUGUCCAUUUAUAUGUGUGGGUGGGGCCCUGGGCGGGGAGCGACUGUCCUUGGCUCCCUGCUGUCAGGCAGGGAAAGGAGAGGCUGCCUGUCCCUGGGACCCCUGCACCCUCUCCCUAUAUCCUGACCCCCAGGAGGAAGAUGAUGUGUGGCACCCUGGACUACAUCUACCCCCCACCCCCCGAAAUGAUGUUUAUUUAAUAAAGUAGAUCCCUUUUUUAUACUGGUGUGUGCAGAUAUUCAUAGGUACGGGAAACUGUCCUCUUUGGGAGAGAGGUGGGAUGCCCACAUAGGGUCCCAGGAAUGCAUCUCUGGCCCUGGUAACAUGCUUAACAGCGCCUAGCCACGCUCCCUCCACAGUCCUGUGUUUGACUCUGACUGCCUGGGGCCUGGCAGACUGAGGAAGCUCGCAGUCCCAGCCUUGAACAUCACACCAGCCAUCUCUGAGCACCUUCUCGUCCAUUUUGUUCUCUCUGGAUCAUCUGACUUCCAGCCUUCCCCGCCCCUGGUUCAUCCCCUGCCCCUUGGCCAUCCUAGGAGCCUGUGAACAGUGCUGGGCCCUGGGGAUGAAUUGAAGCAGGGGUGAUGGUGGGGGGCAGCUUUGUCUGGUUCCUGACUUAGGUUUUAUUGUUAAGUAUGAUGUUUGCUAUAGAUUGGUUUGGCUUUUAAUCGUAAAAUAUACAUAACAUAGAAUGUGCCACUUUCACAUGGCGUAAAUGUUGUGCAACUAUCACCACUUUGUUCCCAAAAUAGUCAUCUUUCAAAGCGAAACUGCAGCCAUUAAACAAGAACUCCCGAUUCCUUGUUCUCCCCAGCCCCCAAUCACCACUAAUCUUUCUGUCUCUCGGCCUUCUAGAUAUUGAAGUGGGAAUCAUACCAUAUUUCUCCUUUUGUAUUUGCCUUUUUUGUCAGCAUAAUAUUUCCCAGGUUUAUCCAUGCGGUUUGAAAUCACUGUUUUGAUCUCACUGCCAUUGAUUUGAUUCUGACUCAGUGAUCCUGUAGGACAGGGCAGAACAGUCCAAUUGGCUUUCGGAGGCUUUAGAUCUUUACAGAAGUAGACAGCUUUAUCUUGCCCUUUUAUAUGGUUCAGGAAGGCCUAUCCUAUUCCUCAUUUGCUGAAGGUUUUUAUUUUGUAAAUAAUGGCCUUGUAUCAUAAGUGGAUGUUGACUUUCAUGUAAUGCUUUUUCUACAUGUAUUGCUUCUUUAAUCAUUUAUACAUCAAUAAAUCUUAUCUUAUCCCAGGUA